AUGAAGUUCACUGCUCUCCUGUUUCCUGUCGCUGUGCUGGGCGCUGCUUGCCCAUAUGGCCCCGGAUCCUUCGAGCCAGAGAAAGAAACUGAUACUCGUGGUGUCUGUCCUAUGCUUAACGCCCUCGCAAACCACGGCUUCUUACCUCGUAACGGCAGAAACAUCAACGAGAAUCAGACAGUUAAUGCUCUAAACACGGCUUUGAACUUGACGCCUGACUUUGGCCAAUUUCUCUUCACCGCUGCUCGUCUCUCGAACCCGAAGCCCAACUCAACGUGGUUUAACUUAGACCAUCUCGACCGCCACAACUUGUUUGAGCACGAUGGAAGUCUAAGCCGACAAGAUGCCCAUUUCGGUCAGUGGAGUAGGUUUAACGAAACCGUCUGGAACUGGACCAUGGACUACUGGACCGGCGACGUAUUGGACGUCCAAAUUAUUGCUAACGGGCGUGCUCAACGCUCGAUGCGCUCAAACCUGACGAACCCAGAGUUUGCGAUGUCUGAGCUGGGCAACGCAUUCAGCUAUGGCGAAAAUGCUGCCAUCCUUUCUAUCCUCGGUGACAAAGUUACAGAAACUUGCCCCAAGAUAUUCGCCGACUACCUGUUCAGAAACGAGCGACUCCCUUAUGCUGUCGGUUGGCAAAAAUCGAAGAUUCCCAUCGAGAUGGAUGACCUCAGGAACACCAUCCAUUCACUUCGCAAUGCAACUGCAUUCCCUCCUCGACCUCCCCCAGACAACAGCAUGGAUGUCUUCAACUAG
Xylaria bambusicola is the source of this 759-nucleotide messenger RNA. Its product is annotated as Cloroperoxidase. The record is from RefSeq and is a predicted model, not a curated record. NCBI's taxonomy places the organism in Eukaryota, Fungi, Ascomycota, Sordariomycetes, Xylariales, Xylariaceae. The transcript is spliced from 5 exons. Gene Ontology annotation, molecular function: peroxidase activity. Bases 1 to 759 code for a protein of 252 amino acids.